GUUUAGGUAUAAAUAGGGGCACGCCGAAAAAUCGGAAUUAGUUCUUCAGUGACUUUCGUGCAGUGUGUUAAUAUAGUAGAAAAGUGAAAAAUGACUGGUCGUGGUAAAGGAGGCAAAGGCUUGGGAAAAGGUGGCGCCAAGCGUCAUCGCAAAGUGAUGCGUGAUAACAUCCAGGGUAUUACGAAGCCAGCCAUACGCCGUUUGGCUCGUCGUGGCGGUGUGAAGCGCAUCUCCGGAUUAAUUUACGAGGAAACACGUGGUGUUCUGAAGGUGUUCCUGGAGAACGUUAUCCGUGAUGCCGUCACCUACACCGAACACGCCAAGAGGAAGACUGUCACAGCCAUGGAUGUCGUGUACGCCCUGAAGAGGCAAGGCCGCACCCUGUACGGUUUCGGCGGUUAAAAACAAGUACAGCUUGUACUUCAUUCAGCAAUCGGUCCUUUUCAGGA
Drosophila rhopaloa is the source of this 449-nucleotide messenger RNA. Its product is annotated as histone H4. Gene Ontology annotation, molecular function: structural constituent of chromatin; protein heterodimerization activity; DNA binding. The coding region runs from base 91 to 402 and encodes 103 amino acids. The record is from RefSeq and is a predicted model, not a curated record. The transcript has 3 exons. Gene Ontology annotation, biological process: nucleosome assembly. NCBI's taxonomy places the organism in Eukaryota, Metazoa, Arthropoda, Insecta, Diptera, Drosophilidae. Gene Ontology annotation, cellular component: nucleosome.